AUGGUUUUGCGGCAUGGUAGCUUUUUCCUGUCGAAAAACUUAUUGAGGAUAAAAUCUAAUAAUGAAUUUAGUAAAUCAAUUCGUCAUUUUGUAAGACAAAAUCCACCGGUACCAAAACUUACUCCAGAUGAGGUAACUAAAAUUUUAAGGACCAAUGAAUUCACGAAAGAAUUUGAGGAUAAUUUUACAGUAAAAUCCUAUGACACUAAUCAAUUAGCAUCAAAUAAUCCUAUAGAGGAUAUGAGAUCAGAAGCUAGAUGUAAAAUUACAAAUGACUUCUUAUUGGGAAUUUUCGACGGACAUGGAGGUAACGCGUGCUCGCAGGUUGUCUCUAAGCGGUUGCUUUACUAUAUCGCUGCUUGCUUGCUGCCAAAAUCAACUCUACAAAACGUCGUCGAGACGCAAAAGUCUCCUAUGGAGGUAAAAAAUAAUUUACUGGAGACAUUUAAUGAUAUUCCAAAAUUCGUAUCAGAGUUGGAGAAACUCUACAAUAAAAGUUAUUUAACUUUUAUUAAAGAAUUGGCUAAAUCAAAUAAGUCUGAUUUAGAAGUAGAAGUUGCGUUCGAGCACGCGUUUCUACACCUCGAUCAGGAUUUGUCAACAGAGGCUUUUGAAAAAUUGGAGCGAAAAGAGCUGGCCAGGACACUGUCAGUCGCCAUGUCUGGGUCUGUUGCUAUUGUGGCAAGGAUUGAUGGUCGUGAUCUUCAUGUUGCUAAUGUUGGAGACUGUCAAGCUGUUCUUGGUGUUCAUUCUGAAAAUGAAGGAUGGUCUGCACUACCAAUGAGCAUAGAACACAACGUGGACAAUCGAGAAGAAGUCGACAGAAUAUUAUCAGAGCAUCCUGAGAGCGAAAAAAAUACCGUAAUUAAAAUGGAGCGACUUCUAGGACAAUUAGCACCUCUGCGUGCCCUUGGAGACUUUCGCUACAAGUGGAGUCGAGAUAUUAUGAAUAAAAUAAUAGUCCCGUACUUCGGUGAGACUGCAGUUCCUCCAAACUACCACACACCGCCAUAUUUAACAGCUAGGCCUCAAACCACUUACCACAAGUUAACGCCAAAAGAUAAAUUUUUGAUCCUGGCAAGCGACGGACUUUGGGACUUGAUGACUCCUCUCGAAGCUGUGCAGCUUGUUGGCGAGCACAUGACCAGUAAAGUCGCCAUGAAUCCUCUUUCGAUGCCUUUUGAUGACAUGAAACUGUCAGAGAUAAACAAUUUGCUCAUUCAGCGUAAGGAAAGUCUGAAAAAAAAGCCAUUAGAUGAUAAUGCCGCGACUCAUUUAUUGAGGAACGCUCUAGGUGGUACUGAGUACGGCAUUGAUAAUUUAAGAUUGUCAAAAUUUUUAACGCUGCCUAAUGAAGUCGUGCGUAUUUUUAGAGAUGAUAUUACAAUUACUGUUGUUUACUUCAACUCGGAAAUUUUGCAAAAUUAUACGUAA
Molecule: messenger RNA, 1434 nt
Organism: Cotesia congregata
Lineage: Eukaryota; Metazoa; Arthropoda; Insecta; Hymenoptera; Braconidae
Source: the annotation of a GenBank genome assembly